Messenger RNA from Diospyros lotus (date-plum), 3570 nucleotides. RefSeq names its product auxin response factor 18-like. Gene Ontology annotation, cellular component: nucleus. Bases 1061 to 3139 code for a protein of 692 amino acids. Gene Ontology annotation, molecular function: protein binding; DNA binding. Gene Ontology annotation, biological process: regulation of DNA-templated transcription; response to hormone. The transcript has 4 exons. The record is from RefSeq and is a predicted model, not a curated record. Lineage: Eukaryota; Viridiplantae; Streptophyta; Magnoliopsida; Ericales; Ebenaceae.
AUCAAAAAUUACUAACUAAUACAUAUAUAUAUAUAUAUAUACAUAUAAGCUAGAAGCACAGGGAGAUGUGUUCUGUAGAUAUGCGUAUAUAUAUAUAUACAUACACACACAUAUAUAUAUAUAUACUUGCGUGUGUGUGAGUGUGUGUGUGUAUAGGCAAUGUGUUGGUGCUUUGUUGUUGUGGUGAUUGGGAACAGUGGAGAUUUUGAAUGAAUCUGCGGGAAAGAAAAAGGCGUUUUCUGGCGAUUGUUUUGGCGAAAGAGCAGGGGAGGUAGUGUUUGAUUCUGUGUUGUUGGAGUUUGGUUGCGAUCUGUUUGUGUUGCUGAGCUUGCCGGUGGUUUCGUGUGAAAGUUUAGUUUGUUGCUGAUAUUUUCGUAGUUGGAGAGAGGGGAGGGGGCGUGGAGGGGAGAUUUUUCUUGUGUUGUUUUGGUGGUUCCCGGAGCUGUGUAGAUCUCGUUGAAAUUUCUUGUUUUGGUCUUUGGUCUUUGGUUUAAUUGUUUCUUGUUUUUUUUUUUUUUUUUUUUUGUGUGGUGGAUUGAGUUUGGCGACUGUGGUGGAGGGGUUUCGAUCGGGGAGGUGUCGAUUUCGCGGUGGUGUGGAGCUUGAUGCUUUCUGAAGCGAGUUGGAGUUGUUCAGAGAAGAGUUUUUCGGAGAAAUAGGGCUUUGUCAGGCUGCCGAACGCGACUUGAAGUUGUGACAUCGACGAGAAUGAAUGGUUUCGGAUUGAAUUUGGCAUCUACGGUUCGGAAUUCAGUUGAAUUUGGUUUUUGGGUUGGGUAUCGCGGCGGCAGUCAGGAAUCGAAGACUUUUGUGAGUUUUAGGGCUUUUCCGGGGGAGAUUUGGAGGAAGAUUUGAGUAUUUUGGGUUCUGAGAUGAAAACGCGGGUGCUAACUUUCCAAUUUCCAGCUCUGUUUCAAUAGAUAACAUUCCUAUUUGGUAUUUCUUGUGUUGGUCUCUGCUGAGUGCAGAGAAAGAAUUUAAUGUUGAACAAGAAGAACCAUCUGAAGAAGAAAGGGAUUUUUGUCAACAGUGGCUUGUUUGAUUACAUUACUUAUUUGCGAUGAUUACUUUCAUAGAUUCCAAAGAAAAAAUGAAGGAACCCGAUAAAUGCUUGGAUUCACAGCUAUGGCAUGCUUGUGCUGGUAGUAUGGUGCAAAUGCCACCGGUGAAUUCGAAUGUCUUCUAUUUUCCUCAAGGGCAUGCUGAGCAUGCAUGUGGACUCGUCGAUUUCAGAAAUUGCCCCAGGAUUCCUGCUUAUAUUGCUUGCAGGGUUUCUGCAAUUAAAUUCAUGGCCGAUCCAGAGACUGAUGAGGUUUAUGCGAAAAUUAGGUUGGUUCCCCUAAAUAGUAAUGAGGUUGAUUAUGAAGAUGAUGGACUUGGUGGAACUAAUGGACAUGAUGUGCAAGAUAAACCCACUUCAUUUGCGAAGACAUUGACGCAAUCGGAUGCUAAUAAUGGCGGAGGAUUUUCGGUUCCUCGUUAUUGCGCAGAGACAAUCUUUCCGCGAUUGGACUACUCUGCAGAUCCUCCAGUUCAGACUAUCCUUGCCAAGGAUGUUCAUGGUGAAACUUGGAAAUUCCGUCAUAUUUACAGGGGAACACCAAGGCGCCAUCUUUUGACUACUGGAUGGAGCACUUUUGUGAACCACAAGAAGCUUGUUGCAGGCGAUUCGAUUGUCUUCUUGAGAGCAGAAAAUGGGGAUCUUUGUGUUGGAAUCAGACGGGCAAAGAAAGGAAUUGGAGGCGGACAUGAGUCGUCAUCUGGGUGGAAUCCUGCAGGCGGGAAUUCUUUCUCGCCAUAUGGAGGGUUUUCAGCUUUUCUGAGGGAAGAUGAGAAUAAAUUAGUGAGAAAUGGUAAUAGUGGCAAUUCAACUGGUAGUGGGGGUUCUACUAGCAGGGGAAAAGUGAGGCCUGAAUCAGUUAUUGAAGCAGCAACCUUGGCUGCCAGUGGGCAGCCCUUCGAGGUUGUUUUCUAUCCCCGGGCUGGUACUCCGGAGUUCUGUGUGAAAACCUCAAUUGUGAAGACGGCAUGGCAGGUACGCUGGUGCCCUGGGAUGAGGUUCAAGAUGGCCUUUGAAACUGAGGAUUCUUCACGUAUAAGUUGGUUCAUGGGAACCAUCUCCUCUAUUCAGAUUGCAGAUCCCGUUCGCUGGCCUAAUUCUCCUUGGAGACUUCUUCAGGUGACAUGGGAUGAACCUGAUUUGCUUCAAAAUGUCAAGCAUGUAAGCCCAUGGCUGGUGGAAUUGGUCGCUAACAUGCCCGCCAUCCAUUUAUCCCCAUUUUCACCUCCACGGAAAAAGUUGAGACUACCACAAAACCCAGAUUUCCCUCUUGACGGCCAACUUCAAAUGCCAACUUUUUCCGGCAACCCUUUUAGUUGUCUUCCCGACAAUGCUCCUGCUGGCAUGCAGGGAGCCAGGCAUGCUCAAUAUGGUUUACCCUUAUCAGACCUCCACAUCCAUAACAAAAUACAAUCCAGUCUGUUUGCAGCGACUCUUCCACCAUUCAACGGUGUUGCCACCCCCAUUAGGCUGUCCAAUCCCCCUACCACCCGCAAGCCGAGCAACAGUGAGAAUGUAUCUUGCUUGCUGACCAUGGGAAAUUCUACCCUAACUGAGAGGAAACCAGCAACUACUAAAGGAACACAUUUCGUGCUUUUUGGUCAACCAAUACUCACCGAGCAGCAGAUCGCUCUAAGCAGCUCUGGCGAUACAAUUUCCCCUGUUCAUACUGGAAAUAGUUCUUCUGAUGGGAAUGCAGAUAAAAUGGCAAACAUUUCUGAUGGUUCUGGUUCUGCAUUUCAUCUGCCUGAGCGCUUAUCUUCCGAAGGCCUUCAAUGGGGUAAAAAUCACCGACAAACAGAGACCAGCUUGGAAACCGGUCACUGUAAGGUCUUCAUGGAAUAUGAGGACGUGGGUCGCACUCUUGAUCUUUCGAAGCUAGGGUCUUACGAAGAACUGUACAGAAAGCUUGCAAGGAUGUUCGGCAUUGAAAUUUCUGAGAUGCUGAACCAUGUCCUCUACCGGGAUGUGGCUGGUUCAACCAAGCAGGUUGGAGGGGAACCAUUCAGUGACUUUAUGAAGACGGCGAAGAGGCUGACCAUUCUCAUGGAUUCAGGCAGCGACAAUCUAGGACUGUAGAGAUGGAGGAAAAGAUCAGAAAAAAGAAGAAGAAGAAAAAAAAAAAGACUCAAGAAAAUCUUCCCGAUGUACAGCUUGAUCUCUGAAUGCUUCAUCAUCAUCUCUGAAUGCUUCAUCAUCAUCGAUGAUCGAUCCCUGCACUGACUGCAUUUAGUUUACUUCUAGAUGUAGGAAAAACCCCUUCAUCCAAUCCAAUACAAUCCAAUCUCUAGCUCUAUUCCUUCUGGUUCUGCAAAUUUUUGAGUUUGGUGUUCGUUCAAUAUUUCAUGUCACAAUUGAAGAUUUGUUGGUAACAACCUCCAAUUUUGUUCAGACAUGUGAUGUUCCUAGCUGGACCUACAAGAAGCUUACUAGACCUUAUCUUUGGGAUUCAGUUACAAGCCUUCUAAGAAGGUUAAGUUCCAUAUAUAUAUAUAUAUAUAUAUAUGCCA